Hylaeus anthracinus is the source of this 1337-nucleotide messenger RNA. It is a transcript of the gene Ufd1-like, whose product is annotated as ubiquitin recognition factor in ER-associated degradation protein 1. The transcript is spliced from 5 exons. NCBI's taxonomy places the organism in Eukaryota, Metazoa, Arthropoda, Insecta, Hymenoptera, Colletidae. The record is from RefSeq and is a predicted model, not a curated record. Gene Ontology annotation, cellular component: VCP-NPL4-UFD1 AAA ATPase complex. Gene Ontology annotation, molecular function: polyubiquitin modification-dependent protein binding. Bases 278 to 1183 code for a protein of 301 amino acids.
CUAUAGACCGAAAGUGUGUUCAAAGUCUGUGCGAGAGGGAAAGGUAUAGAGCGAUAUUCGUCCUCUCUGCGCAUCCGUCAACAUCGUACCUGCACUGACCUGAUUGUACAUUGUACCUGAUUGUACUAGACAGGACCAGAUUGUACGCAAUUGUACGUACAAAUGUGCAUGUCAGAGUGAUAUCAGUAAUAUUUCGAUCUAAAUUUGCACAUUUGAACAAAAGUUUGUUAAUCCUAAACCUUGAAGGAGUGCUAAGAUAAAUACUUGUUUAUCAAAGAUGGCUUUUCACUUUCACUUCGGGCUGAACAUGUUUCCGGAGGUUCCACGUCCUUUCAACACUCAAUAUAAAUGCUUUCCUGUGUCGAUGUUACCGGGUACAUAUCGACAAGAUGUAGAACGGGGUGGAAAAAUAAUUAUGCCACCUUCAGCAUUGGAACAGCUUACAAGAUUGAAUAUUAAUUACCCAAUGUUGUUCAAAUUAACUAAUAAGAAGACCAAUAGAAUAACUCACUGCGGUGUUUUGGAAUUUGUUGCGGAUGAAGGAAAAGUUUAUUUACCUCUUUGGAUGAUGCACAACCUUUUAUUGGCAGAGGCAGAACUAAUAAAUGUUGAAAGUGUUUCUUUGCCAAUUGCAAAGUUUUCACGCUUUCAACCACAAUCUGAAGAUUUUCUAGAUAUUACAAAUCCUAAAGCUGUUUUAGAAAAUGGAUUGAGAAGUUUUGCUUGUCUUACAACGGGUGAUGUUAUAGCCAUAAAGUACAAUCAAAGAAUAUAUGAAAUGUGUGUUCUUGAAACAAAACCUGAACCAGCAGUUAGCAUUAUAGAGUGUGAUAUGAAUGUUGAAUUUGCUCCACCAGUGGGUUAUGUAGAACCGGAGAAAGCAAUUAAAAAAGAUGAAAAUGCAGUAGAUCUUGCAGAUUUAAUGCCAGCGCCAGCUGGCUUUGUACCAUUCAAAGGACAGGGUACCAGAUUGGAUGGCAAGAAACGUAAAGAUUCUGUUCAAUCCGAAAUGGCUGCUAAUAAACCAACAUAUAUUAGGGGAAUACCAGAUUAUGAUUAUAAAAUAGGAACUCUAACAUUUUUACGCAGCAUUAAACCUGUUAACAAUAAGGAGGUAAAGGACCAAGAUGAAUUUAAAGCUUUCACCGGUGAAGGUUUCUCUCUUAGAAAAUCUAGAACAUGAUUGAAUGAUUGUCAGUCUAUUUAUUUUCUUAUAAUUACAUAUAUUUGUAAAAGUGAGUAUUUGUAUUUCUUAUUAAAAUGUUGUACUUUUUAAUAUAAAAGUGUUAUGGGAGUUCCUAAACCAUUAAAAUACUUGGAAACAUUUUCUUAUAAAA